GAGAUUUGGCGGGAAAAUGUCCUUCCUAAAUUACCUCCUUGAGCGCGGGAACACACACACAGAGUCACAGACACAGUGAGGGGGCGAGUCAGAGAGCGAAAGGAGAAGAAGAAGAAGAAGAAGAAAAUGGUGGGAGUAGCUUACGAUUGCCUGGCGAACCCUCUGGGAGCGGUACGAUCGUCGUUCGAGAAGGCCAUAGCCUCAGGCUCUGAUCCCGCCUCCUUCGACGGCAAGGAUUGGGGAGCCCUCGAUCUCUUCCGCCAUUUUCUUUUCGAUCAGGCUGGCCUCUCUCAGGUUCCAAUUCUGAACCAGAAAACUGUAAAAUGGGUUCAGCCCAACAGUCUGGUUCGGUUCAGGGGCAUGAUACAAGACAUGUUGGGAAACGAGUUCUAUGCUGGUGCUUAUAAGGAUGGGACGGUAUGGAGAACUAACAAGUUCAUGGAUGUUUCCCAAGCCCCCAUUGAUUCUUCAUCUGAUAUGCGGAUUUGGGAACGCAAUUUGCUCUACUGCGUCCCUGUUCCAGGACAGAAUUCAUGGACAGAAUCUUCUGCUGAAGCAGUAAUGCAUGAAAGUAUGAAUUGGGCAUCCCAACAGAGAGAGAAGCGCAGGAGAUUUGAAGAUGAAGCUGUUGAUAAAAUGGAUUCGAUAGUCUCCAGUUAUGGGUCUCAAGGUCCUCCUAGCGCCAAAAAGAUGAGAGAGGAUGGACAUCCGUCCCAAACUACUCAAUUUCAGGAGUCAACUACUGUGGCUACCUGCUCUAGCAGAAGCAUGGAGCCUGAUAUUGACAGGGAUUCGCUUGCUUGUAUUGUCAAGAUUUAUGAUCCCCCAGAGUCUGAAUUGAAGCUAAAUGAAGUUUUUGAGUUUGUUGGAGUCCUUACUUUAGAUUCAGAUUUUCAAGUAGACAAGGAUGAAAAUGAUGAUUUCUCAAAUGGUUUCAGUGAAGAUGCUUUGGUCCAUUUUCCUCCCAACAAGGUACCACGCCUCCACUGUUUUAUUCACCGGAAGCUUUCAGUCCACGACUUAAUCCAGAGUUCCCCCAUGAUGGAGCCAAAGCCCCACUUGGUGAAAGGGAUAAGGGAAACUCUUCUGAGGCAUCUUACAAUUGUUCUUGGUAAUGAUGAUCUUGCUGCUCAUUUCAUGUUGUUGCAUCUUCUAUCGAGGGUGAAUUCUAGAGUUGACACUGUUGCUGUAGGGAAGCUUUCUCUAAAUCUCACAUGUUUUAACAAAGAAAGUGUGUCUGUGUUUGGCACUCAGCUUAGUCUUGCAAUCGAGAAUUUAUUGCCUAUCACUCAAUGUAUACCUCUAACUAUUGACUAUCUUAACACUGCUUCUCUUGCUCCGAGAAAGGAUUAUGAGACAAAUAGAUUGAUAACUGGAGUUCUGCAGCUGGCUGAGGGCACACACUUAAUGAUUGAUGAGACCCAAUUGGUAUCAGGGACCCUCAACCCUGUUGGGGUUGAGAAUGCAAGAUUGCUUAAAAAUUUAAUGGAGUUUCAGAAGGUGGAAUAUGAUUUUAAGUACUAUAAAAUGGAUAUGCCAGUUGAUAUCCAGCUGCUAAUACUUUCUGAAGGAAAAUCAAACAUUUUGCCAGCUGAUUUAGUUAUACCUUUCCAACCUUCUUCAGUGGGUUCCUCUGAAACUGUUUCUGCAGAAGCACUAGAGGCUUGGAGAUGGUACUUGACUACGCUUAGAUCGUUGCCUCAUUCUAUCGAUUCAGAAAUGCAGAAGGUUAUAGAAAACGACUUGGUUGAAGCAAGACAAGCAGAUCGGAGCUUAGGGGGUCAAGAUUUUAGCAGAUUGCUGACAAUGGGCCGCCUAAUCUGUAUGAGUCUUGGUGAAACCUGUCUAUCAUUAGAACAUUGGCAAAUGGUUAAGGAACUGGAAAGGCUAAGAAGGGAGAGGCUCAAGUGAAAUUAUGCUAUUAGUAAAUGUAGUUUGUUUAAUUAAAUGUUUGUAAAUUCUUGCCAACGCUGUUAAUCAAAUUCCAUUGAAGAGGUUUCUUAGUGCUUCAGUUGUUGACAUUGAACCAACUAAUUUCGAACUGUUGUCCAGAUGGGUUUCGAUGUUAGGCUUUAAAAGCAUAAAAAAUUUCCGUGGUUUUGGUUUC
Messenger RNA from Ziziphus jujuba (common jujube), 2107 nucleotides. RefSeq names its product mini-chromosome maintenance complex-binding protein. Bases 127 to 1911 code for a protein of 594 amino acids. Gene Ontology annotation, molecular function: chromatin binding. The record is from RefSeq and is a predicted model, not a curated record. The transcript is spliced from 14 exons. Gene Ontology annotation, biological process: DNA-templated DNA replication. NCBI's taxonomy places the organism in Eukaryota, Viridiplantae, Streptophyta, Magnoliopsida, Rosales, Rhamnaceae.